Messenger RNA from Osmerus eperlanus (European smelt), 6015 nucleotides. RefSeq names its product B-Raf proto-oncogene, serine/threonine kinase (gene braf). Gene Ontology annotation, cellular component: cytoplasm. Gene Ontology annotation, molecular function: ATP binding; protein kinase activity. Lineage: Eukaryota; Metazoa; Chordata; Actinopteri; Osmeriformes; Osmeridae. Gene Ontology annotation, biological process: Ras protein signal transduction; protein phosphorylation. The coding region runs from base 73 to 2535 and encodes 820 amino acids. The record is from RefSeq and is a predicted model, not a curated record. The transcript has 20 exons.
GUCUCCCCCUCCUGUACAUCUGCCUACGUUCCUUUCCUCUAUUAUUUUCCACUCAGUUUCUCGCAGUUUAAAAUGGCGGCGUUGAGCAGCGCCGAGUCCCCACCGCCCGUCUUCAACGGAGACACCAUGGACCGUGAUCCGGAGCGGGAGAGGGGACUAGAAGAACUGGGCGCCGGGAUCGACUCCACCUGCUCCAUUGGGAUACCCGAAUGUCCGCAGGAUGAGGAGAUAUGGAAUAUCAAGCAGAUGAUUAAGUUGACGCAAGAGCACCUUGAAGCACUUCUAGACAAGUUUGGCGGUGAACACAACCCCCCGUCCAUAUAUCUUGAGGCCUACGAGGAGUACACCAGUAAGCUGGACGCCCUGCAGCAGAGGGAGCAGCAACUCCUGGAGGCCAUGGGCAACGGCACCGACUUCUCCUCCUGCUCCUCCUCCCCCAUGCCCGGGCUGUUGGAGGCCACGAUGGGCGGAGGAGGAGGGGCCCAGGCCUUCCCCUCGGCCCCGAACACCCUGGCCGUCCUGCAGACCCCCUCCGACGCCGCCCGAGCCAACCCGCGCUCUCCACAGAAGCCCAUCGUCAGGGUGUUCCUGCCCAACAAGCAGAGGACUGUGGUCCCUGCUCGCUGUGGGAUGACUGUCAGAGACUCUUUGAAGAAAGCUCUGAUGAUGAGGGGGUUGAUCCCUGAGUGUUGCGCCGUCUACAGGAUACAAGAUGGAGAGAAGAAGCCCAUUGGCUGGGACACGGACAUUUCCUGGCUCACGGGGGAGGAGCUGCACGUGGAGGUGCUGGAGAACGUGCCUCUGACGACCCACAACUUUGUGAGGAAGACAUUCUUUACUCUGGCUUUCUGCGACUUCUGCCGGAAGCUUCUGUUCCAGGGCUUCCGCUGUCAGACCUGCGGCUACAAGUUCCACCAGCGCUGCAGCACCGAGGUGCCCCUCAUGUGUGUCAACUACGACCAGCUGGACUUGUUGCUGGUGUCCAAGUUCUUCGAGCACCACCCCAUCACCCAGGAGGAGGUGUCUUCAGAGGGCACCACCCCCGUGUCUGAGGCCUACCCCUCGCUGCCCCCCUCGGACUCCCCCGGGUCCCUGUGCCACGCCAGCGUGUCUCCGUCCAAGUCCAUCCCCAUCCCCCAGGGGUUCCGCCCCGGGGAGGAGGACCACCGCAACCAGUUUGGCCAGAGGGACCGCUCCAGCUCCGCCCCCAACGUCCAUAUCAACACCAUCGAGCCUGUCAACAUCGACGACUUGAUUCGAGACCAAGGUUUACAGAGGUCCGAAGGAGCCCCCCCGACACACCCCGCCCGCUGCUUCAGGAAGCACCGAACACGGACCUCAAGCCCCCUCCUAAACUCCUACCCCAAUGACAUAGUGUUUGAUUUUGAGCCCGAGCCCGUGUUCCGAGGGUCCACGGCGGGACUGUCGGCCACGCCCCCGGCCUCCUUGCCCGGCUCGCUGACCAAUGUGAAGGCCCCGCAGAAGUCUCCGUGCCCGCAGAGGGAGCGGAAGUCGUCAUCGUCGUCCGAGGACCGCAAUAAGAUGAAAACCCUGGGUAGACGGGACUCCAGCGACGACUGGGAGAUCUCGGAGGGCCAGAUCACCCUGGGUCAGAGGAUAGGCUCCGGCUCCUUUGGAACGGUCUUCAAGGGGAAGUGGCACGGUGAUGUGGCAGUGAAGAUGUUGAAUGUCACUGCCCCUACUCCGCAGCAACUUCAGGCCUUUAAGAACGAAGUGGGAGUCCUCAGGAAAACGCGUCACGUCAACAUCCUGUUGUUCAUGGGCUACACCACCAAGCCCCAGCUGGCCAUUGUGACCCAGUGGUGUGAAGGCUCCAGCCUGUACCACCACCUGCACAUCAUAGAGACCAAGUUUGAGAUGAUCAAGCUCAUCGACAUCGCCCGGCAGACCGCGCAGGGCAUGGAUUACCUGCACGCCAAGUCAAUCAUCCACAGAGACCUGAAGAGCAACAACAUCUUCCUGCACGAGGACCUGACGGUGAAGAUCGGUGACUUCGGCCUGGCCACGGUGAAGUCUCGCUGGAGCGGCUCCCACCAGUUCGAGCAGCUUUCCGGCUCAAUCUUGUGGAUGGCUCCAGAAGUGAUCCGCCUGCAGGACAAGAACCCCUACAGCUUCCAGUCAGACGUUUACGCCUUUGGCAUUGUGUUGUACGAGCUCAUGUCUGGUUAUCUGCCCUACUCCAACAUUAACAACCGAGACCAGAUCAUCUUCAUGGUUGGCCGAGGCUACCUGUCUCCGGACCUCAGCAAGGUGCGCAGCAACUGCCCCAAGGCCAUGAGGAGACUAAUGGCCGACUGCUUGAAGAAGAAGAGAGAGGAGCGGCCCCUCUUCCCACAGAUCCUGGCGUCCAUUGAGCUGCUGGCUCGCUCCUUACCCAAGAUCCACCGCAGCGCCUCGGAGCCCUCGCUGAACCGCGCCGGGUUCCAGACGGAGGACUUCAGCCUCUACGCCUGCGCCUCCCCCAAAACCCCCAUCCAGACUGGGGGCUACGGGGAGUUUUCAGCAUUUAAAUAAGUGCUGCUGAUUUUGACAGUCCAUCCCUCGUCACUUCUCAACAAGUAUUGUGUUCUAUGGUGGAUUCCUUCAUUACAAAAAAAACAAAAAAAAUGAUAUAUAUAAAUAUAUAUAUAUAGUCUCAAAGAAUGUGCUGUUUACUUCCCGUUUGAAACAUGAAGGGAACAGCCCUGGAGCAGCCCCCUUUGGCAGGUCUCCGUUGGGAAAUUGGCACAUUGACAAAAAAAAAAAAAAAACCCACAUCAAAUCCCCCAAAAACAUUGAAAAUGGGUUCUUAAGUGAGAUAGAACGACACGGGAUGAAGAGGAGGGAAAAAGGCGCGUCGGAUAAAAGCCACACCAAACACGCUUGAGGAACUCCAGGAGGGACGGGCGAUCUCCAUGGAGACCCCCCGGCAGCACGGAGGGGGGGGAGAUGAGGGUGAAGAAGGGGGAGGUCAGCAGAGGUCAAAGGUGUUGGCGACGCGUGCCUCGUCAUCUCCUGGCCAAUGGGAAAUGAUUGUAGGCAGGUGGGCCGGGCCACAGGAGGAGCACUCGGACCAAUGGCGACGCAGGGCUGGCGGACGGCGUGGCCGGCCUCCCUCCCUCCCUGCCCAUCGGUUGUAGAGAAGUGGAUGGAUCCGGUUUAAGCCAGUCAUUAAGAGGAGCUGGAGGCCACAGUGGACAAUGCUAACGGCAAUGACUUGAAGGAUAUUGAUACAAAUCUUUCUCUCUUCAUCAUUUGGAUCCCAGUGCAUGGGGAAUUGCCGGCGUUGAGCUUUUUUGGAGAGUUUCAUUCGAUAAAGGAGACGGGUUGCUCACCAUUUUUUAAGGAGAGUGGUUUUCUCCCUCUGAGCCACACACAGUGCUAAUUCACUUGCCUCAAGCAUUACAGGAUUGAAGUAUUACGACGUCCCCCACCAGUCCCUUCAAUGUCCCCCCCCCCCCCACCUCGACCCUUCCGGUGUCUUGCCUUCUGAAUUGCCUCAGCCGAAACCCUCACCUGUGUCCAGACAACCAUCCGAAAUUCCUUCCGACGCCUCGUCUCCAGGGAGAACACGACAACACGCCGUCUCCUUGACGAACGGGUACAUGGCGACGGACGGCGUGUGAUACCAAGAUGGCUGCCAGUGCCUCUCUUUGUCUCAGUCUCUCUCUCUCUCUCUCUCUCUCUCUCUCUCUCUCUCUCUCUCUCUUGUCUCUCUGGACUGAAGGGCAGUAUUCCCGGGACUUGAGCAGCGAUGGAGAAAGAAGAUGUCGUUGUCGUCCCCCCCUUCACUACCCCGUCCCCAGGCCUGCCUCAUUUGGGCACGGAAGCACACAUCUUUCCAUCGUUUUGGGGGGGAAAACUUUUUGCUAGUGUGUUUGUACUUGUAAGGAAAAGACACAGGGGGUGCCCCCCCCUCCUCCCCCCUAAAUCCAUUCAAGUCCCUGGCCAGAGUGAAGAGUCCACAUAGGGAAGUCUGUUUCACUCUCAGCUGCUACUUUCAAGGUUUACAUUGCACUGUGCCGUUAGUAGUUGGGCUGCUCUUUGCAACUUGUGGCUUCUCCCAGCUUUCCUGCACAUACAGAAGUUUUUUUAGGCAGUGGUGCCAUCAAUGUAACUUAAGCUCUAUUUUUUGUUUUUGUGUUGUCUUGGAUUAGUUUUUAUUCGUUUCCUUUUUUAGUUUUCUGCCACGAACCCCCAAACUCUGAUUCUCUUGAUAGCAAGUGCAUGUCGUCUCAUUGGUAGGUUCUUCCCUUCUUGUUGUGGCUUUAAUAUUGCACUCGGCUUCAGAAAAUACUAAAAGAAACGGCCAGGCCAGACCAACCUGCUGAAAAGACUUCUCGAAUCCUGUUUGGCUCAGGCUGGACGUCUUUUCCCCAUCCCUUCUGUCCUUUAUCUAAACAUGCACCUGUACUUUGUCAUUCCAGCGUGUGUCUCAAAGGUCAUAGUUAUUUUACGGUUUCUGUGUUUUUUAUUUUGUUGGCUGUCGUUUUCCUUUUUUUCUUUGGACAGGCAGGCCUGCGAAUUGACUUAUUUAUGUGAAUUGAAGAUUGUUUUUCUGUUCUUUUUGGUUUGUGGCAGGGGGGGGGGCAAAGCUUUUUAUUUCAAGCCAUUCUUUCUUUAACUGCUUGUGUGGUCAUUGCGACAUGUGUACUUGCACUUUGUAGAGAUGAGAUCGAAAGCAAAUGAGCGACUUGCCUUUUCUUUUUUCUCUUUUUUUUUAUUGACAAAUAAAUUGUCAUGACAGAAUGCUGAGUCAGUUACCCCAAAUUCAAUUUCCUCUCUGGGAGCUGAACUGAGCAAAGUGGGAAUUGGAAAGCCAAAGUAUGUGUAUUAAGGGCCAGUAAUGAGUGUUUGCUGGAAGACAGCAUACCACACUGUGCUGUCAAGCAGUUAAAACCAUAAAACAAGUUAUCUACAAUGACAGCCAGCUUUAACCACACUAAGAGGGAAAGAAAAGUUGAAUACAUCGGCAUUAUGCAUUACAUGGCUUUCAUGGAGUCUCGAGUGUUGCAGGAAACGCUGUCCGUUAUUUGACAAAUGCACGCUAUUGCAGAUGUUAGCGCUAGCUCUCUGCCUCGACACACUGGGGUUUGGCGUCGAAUCUGUCUUGGCCUACAUUUAUGUGGAAAAAUGUGUGUGAAAAACCUUAAAGGAACUCAGAAGGUCAAGUACGAACCUGGCAACACCCAUUCAAAAGGGCAAUGGAGAUACAUUCUUUAAAAUGGCACAGAAGAAGAUUUGAUUGUUGCCUUGAUAUAUAUAAAUAUAUACAUAUGUAAAUUUAUUUUUCAGAGGGACGUGUAAAUGCAUUUGUUUCUAUCUUUCCCUCUCGCUGGGCCAUCUUUUAGUUUACUGUUACAAAACCUAAGAUGUAAUACUGAAGAGCUGAGCGGUAGUUUAUUUUUAUUUUUAAGUGUUGUAUUUAUUUUAGAGAUGUUCUUAUUUUAUAUGAGAAUGCUGUUACAGAGGUGUCUCUUAUGAAUCAUAGCUCCGUUGAAGCUAAGGGACCCUGCAGGACCCAACAGAACCUGAAUUUCUUUGACUUCUCUCUCUUUUUCAUCACUCUCUUUGGCUCUUUCUGGCUUUUGUGUAUAACUUAAGUGUUUCACCUUUUCUAUUGUUUUGGAGAGUUCCUUUUUUUUCGUUGGACUUUUUCACAUUCCUCCUUAACUGCACCUUAGACACCCUACCUUCUCCCCCCCCCCCCCUCCACCCCCACUUCGACUGAGAACUAUCAUUCAAUCUUUUGGGAGAUUAUUUUCACCUGUAAAUAACUGUACAAAGGAAAUACUGUCUGUCUGCUAGAAGGCAUGGAGACUAAACAUGAAAUGAGCUAUAAAACGUUUAAAUGAAGAAAUCAAAGGUUAAAAAGACAUUUUGAUAGAUGACAUUCUGAGAAAAAUGUUUGUGUACAAAUAUUUAAGACUGUAUUAUAUGAAAAGGAGAAAGAGCUUAAUGUAUUUGUUGUGAAUAUGAAAAACGGAUAUAUUAAAGAAGUGCAUGAAAACUGUA